GGCAUUAUGGUAAUAGCAAAUGAAGUCCGAAUAGCCCUCCAAAGGCUAAAACUAAUUGAAAAACUAAUCCUACACCGAGAAACCCCUUGGUUAUUAUCAGCGGAUGAAAAGAAAAUAAAAGAUGAUGAUAGUCAAGUUAUUAAGGCUUUGAAAAAUAGUAUCCGAACCUCAGAAAUUAUUAAACAAAAAGACCAAGAUAUCGCUAGUUUAAAAGUUAAGAUUGGGGA
Racocetra persica is the source of this 227-nucleotide messenger RNA. NCBI's taxonomy places the organism in Eukaryota, Fungi, Glomeromycota, Glomeromycetes, Diversisporales, Gigasporaceae. The record is from the annotation of a GenBank genome assembly.